UGAACGAGUAAAGCGUGAGAGACUUCACUUGAAGCUUCUACUGUCACUCUCUCUGCACUGUGCUUAGUUCCAUUUCCACUCUCUCUCUCUCUCUCUCUCUCUCACUGGAAGAAGGGUUAGGGUUCUGGUUAAUCCAUGGCUUCUUCUUCUUCUGAGCCUGGAUUAAAGGUUGAAGGUGGUGGAGGAGGAAGUGGAAGUGGAGGGGGAGAAGCUUCAGAAGCAGUUUUGGCGAACGAUCAGCUUUUACUUUAUCGAGGAUUGAAGAAAGCUAAGAAGGAAAGAGGGUGUACUGCUAAGGAGAGGAUCAGCAAAAUGCCCCCGUGUGCUGCAGGAAAGAGGAGUUCCAUUUACAGAGGAGUUACCCGGCAUAGAUGGACGGGACGCUAUGAAGCACAUCUUUGGGAUAAAACUACUUGGAACCAAAACCAGAAUAAGAAGGGAAAGCAAGUUUACCUAGGUGCAUAUGAUGAGGAAGAGGCUGCAGCUAGAGCAUAUGAUCUUGCUGCUUUAAAAUAUUGGGGCCCUGGGACACUAAUUAAUUUUCCAGUCAGUGAUUAUUCAAGAGACCUUGAAGAGAUGCAGAAUGUCUCGAGAGAAGAAUACCUUGCCUCUCUUAGAAGAAAAAGUAGUGGAUUUUCAAGAGGGAUAUCUAAGUAUCGUGCACUCUCCAGGCCAUCACAAAGUAAUCUAUGGGAGCCAUCAUUUGGUCGUAUGGCUGGUUCUGAGUACUUUAACAGCAAACAAUAUGGUGCCAGCGAGGAUGUGGCAACAGAAAGUGAAUACACAGGUGGCUUUUGCAUGGAGAGGAAAAUUGAUCUAACAAAUUACAUCAAGUGGUGGGGACCCAAAAAGUUACGUCGAACAGAUGCUCCCACUAAAUCAUCAGAAGAUGCUAAACAGAGAGGUUCAGAAGAUGUUGGUAGUGAGCUUAAAACACUAGAAUGGGCCAUACAGCCCACUGAGCCAUACCAGAUGCCUCAGUUGGGACUCUCCCAUGAAAGCAAAAAGCAUAAAGGUUCAUCAGUGUCAGCAUUGAGCAUCUUGUCACGGUCUGCUGCUUACAAGAGUUUGCAAGAGAAAGCAUCAAAAAAGAAAGAUCAAGAAGAGAAUGAUGAGAAUGAAAAUAAUAUCUCCACCACCAUUAGAACCACCACAACUACAACCGCCACCAAUAACAACGAUGACAACAACAACAACAAGAACAAAAAGAUAGACUAUGGCAAGGCAGUUGAGAAAUCAGCAAGUGGUGAUGGUAGUAGUGAUGGAGUGGAAGUCACAUUAGGCAUGAGUGGAAUGCCUCAUCCCAGGACAUUAUAUCCAUUGGGACCUUUCUUGUCAGCACCGCUUCUGACCAACUACAAUGCUGUUGACCCCUUAACAGAUCCUAUUAUGUGGAGUUCCUUAGUUCCUGUCUUUCCAACCGGACUUCCUCGCAGUACAGAGGUUACAAAGACUGAGACUAGUUCAACAUAUACUUUCUUUCAUCAGGAGGAAUGAAGAUGCUAAAUUCUCCCUAUGUUUACUACAUGCAUGUAGUAAAUAUCUUGUUUUAGAAGUUUUAUUGAUAUUUUUGAGGAUUUCAGUUGUAUUUAGUAGAGAUGUAAAAAGGAAAAAAGGAAGUUUGUGAAUGUUCAGUUUGUGUUGGGAAUGUGUUCACAUUCUCGGUGGUAAUAGUAACAUGAAGUUGGGUUCGAACAAUGCAUUUUUUGGGGAUGUACAUAGGAAAAAGUAUGUAGAAAGAUCUUUCUGUGAUGUAUGUCAAGUAACUUUUAAUAUCUGGAUUUUAGAGAAAAAUGAGAGUAUGAUCCAUUGAUCACUAUUGCUUAAA
Macadamia integrifolia is the source of this 1828-nucleotide messenger RNA. Its product is annotated as AP2-like ethylene-responsive transcription factor At2g41710. Lineage: Eukaryota; Viridiplantae; Streptophyta; Magnoliopsida; Proteales; Proteaceae. The record is from RefSeq and is a predicted model, not a curated record. Gene Ontology annotation, biological process: regulation of DNA-templated transcription. Gene Ontology annotation, molecular function: DNA binding; DNA-binding transcription factor activity. The transcript is spliced from 9 exons. Bases 136 to 1497 code for a protein of 453 amino acids.